AUGACUGUUUGUGGGCCGUUUGAAAAGAUCGACGGACCUAACAUUGCUCGAAGAUUACGUGGUCGAAAUAAAACAGCGUCUUGGAUAUGGUCUACUGACCAAAUGUUCAUGGAUGAGCAGUCGAAUGCAUAUCCUAUUCGUCGACUCUUAAGUCGCAAAUCGAAGCCCUCCAUGGAAGACCUCGUGGAUCACCAUCGAUCCACUUAUUGGGCUUCUCCCUCUUCCUCCACUUCCAACCAUCUCCAUGGCAGCAACGUCAAUGGCGAUCGCGUUAAUGUUGACCCCAAAGUUGAAGACAUUCUCGGUGUGCUAAGUGAUAGUGAUGACAGUGAUGAUGGUGAACGAACUCUGAAGGAAAAGGAAGACGUGAGGGACAAUCUGCCAUUAGCCUAUCUAUACAAAUGUGUGGUCUCACCACCACCGCAGUCCUCAGCGUUGCCAGUCGCAACCACUGUCCCUACUACGUCGGUGCUCUGCACCGCUCCGCGCUGUCAUCGACCGGUGGUGCAGUCGGACGACCGGUGGGAUGGCCAGUUCUGCUCCGUUGAAUGUCUCCUUCAAGUCUGUCAUGAGACUUUCCAUACAGCAUUCCGAGAUCAGUCAAAACUACAACAGCACCAACAGCAACCAGAGCACUACCUGACAUCUACUUUCAAAAAUUCUACUGGUAUUUUCUCCUAG
This is a messenger RNA of Echinococcus granulosus, 681 nucleotides long. RefSeq lists its product as hypothetical. Bases 1 to 681 code for a protein of 226 amino acids. NCBI's taxonomy places the organism in Eukaryota, Metazoa, Platyhelminthes, Cestoda, Cyclophyllidea, Taeniidae. The record is from RefSeq and is a predicted model, not a curated record. The transcript is spliced from 4 exons.